CGGGGAAAGCGCCAAACUAUGUAUGUGUUCAGUAUAUUAUUUUGUGUUGUGAUUUGAGAGAAGCUGAAGGAGCGGCUCUAGCCAUGGCACCGCACGAUCUCCGCCGUCCAUUCAAACGACCGUUGAUCUCUGAUCAAGAGAAGCGCAGGCAGCAGUCCCUGCUCCGGCAGGCACAGAAUCGACGCGACGCCCAGAACCAUGCUCGAUUCCUCGCCUCCACCGCCUUAUCGCUCGAACAACCGCACGAACUCGAACCCGAACCCGUAUCAGCACCCGAACUUCACGACGAACUUAUACCUGACUCUGAAGCUCCCGAGUCACCGAAGGAGCUUGACGUGGUUGAAGCGUCGAAGCUGAAAGGCGCGGAGGCUCGGAAAUGGUUCGCGAAACAGCUGAUGCAUCCCGAAUGGAUGAUCGACAUUCCCGAAAAUCUCUCACAAGACUGGUUUGUGUUUGCUAGGCCUUCUGGAAAACGAUGCUUUGUGGUUUCGUGCAACGGCACGACGAUAAGUCGUUUAAGGAACGGUUCGAUACUGCACCGUUUUCCGUCGGAGUUACCGAAUGGUGCGAGAAGAAAGGAUUCCUCUGGUCCUGCUCAGUCUUACUCCAUUUUGGACUGCAUUUUUCACGAGGUGGAUCAGACUUACUAUGUGAUUGACAUGGUUUGCUGGCGGGGCUACUCGCUUUAUGAUUGCGCUGCAGAAUUUAGGUUUUUCUGGUUGAAUUCCAAGCUUGCUGAGACUGGCGCUUGUGAACCUCCCUCGCAUUAUCACAAGUACAGGUUCAGUUUGGUUCCAGUGUACUGCUGCGACCAGAGUGGUUUAUGUGCUGCUUAUACUGGAUCUGUGCCUUAUGUCAAAGAUGGUCUUCUGUUUUAUAACAAGCAUGCACACUAUCAGACAGGAAUUACACCACUAGCAUUGGUUUGGAAGGAUGAGAACUGCAGUCAGUAUGUCAUGGACACAGAUAGCAAAGGACAGGUUCCAAAUCAUCAGCAGGUGGUUUUGGAGCUACAAGAAGGUGGAAAGCUGUGCACUUCCGAUGAUCCUCCUGUAGUAUUUGGAUGUUUAGAUGGAGGCUUUAUGCAUGAGUCAGAGUUGCAUUCAGGAUGUCUUGUACGGUUUGCAAUUGGAGAAGGGGGACUGGUUUUGGUGGAUGGAAAACUUGAGAAAGCUGAUCUAAAUUAUCUAGGCAAGGCCAACCGUGCUCGUGCUUCUGCUGAUAGUUUCUCUAAGGUUAUGUUCCAAUACAGUGUUCGACACUCUCCUCUAAGAAUUGAUGAUUUGUUAGGAUCUGUCAACUCAGCAGCUGAUGAAAGUAACAAAGUUUGUGAUAUUGAAAUGGAUGGUUGAUAGAAAUGUAUAAAGGCUUUCAAGUGUCAGUAUCUUGCACUGAGUCCAAUUUUAACAAGUUUCACCUAAAGUUUUGGUUUGCAAUGAUGUUUAUGCUUUUUGAUGGCUUCCAUAACUUAUAUGAAGGAUUUGCAAAAUUGCUAGCUUCCCACAAGUUCAGAGAGAGGGAGUUGUAUUUGUCAUGUCUAAGAGUGCAAUUUGCCAAAUGCCAACAAAGUUUCUUUAACCAAGAUGGUAGCAGGUGUGCAUAUUCGAUUUCAUUUUGUCUAUGGUUCAUUUGAUGCUGAUGUAAUGUAUCUUAUGUAGUUUUCUACCAUUAAGCAACAUAGAUAGGGAGCACAUGAAUGUAUAGUACAGGCUAUAAAGUUUUAGUGGAGUGAUUUCCACUCAUAUAUUGGAAGUUAUGUGCCA
Arachis ipaensis is the source of this 1763-nucleotide messenger RNA. The record is from RefSeq and is a predicted model, not a curated record. Lineage: Eukaryota; Viridiplantae; Streptophyta; Magnoliopsida; Fabales; Fabaceae.